AUGGUAGGGAUUAACUAUGCGACGGACACAAACAAUCUCGUGCCUGAACGCUCAAUUAACAUUUCAUUUUUGGUGAUUUACACCAUUACAUUGUCACUUUUGCUCAGCACAUCCUAUAAGACACUCAAACUCAAGGAGAACAGAUCAGUUCAAACUGUUUUCACUAUAAUUUUCAUAAUGUUAACUCUAUUAAUCAGGAUUGUAGUGUUUAUCUAUAACUUGGCAGUUGGAGAUACUAAUAGUCAAGAUUUUUAUAUGAGAGAUCAAAUAAUGAACUACUUUUACUUCGACAUCCCAUUCGAUUUCAUCAUUACAGCUUCGAUAGUUUAAUUCUUUAAUUGGCUAUAAUUUUGCAUGUUUAUUUACAAAGAAGGGGAGGAAGCUUAGCUAGUUUACAAAUAAAUAAGAUAUAAGAUAUUGCUGCUAGUAAGUGUGAUUAUCUCACUGAUAGCUUUAAUGCUCAAGCUUAUUGCAGUCAUAAUGGCUCCUGAAUACGGGUUGACUUUCCUAGAAUGCAAACUUUCACUGAUCUUUACUAUUUACAUAUUCUUUCUGUGUGCGAGACUGUAUCUGUAUGCGGAUAUCAAGAAACUAAAGCAAAUAUUCUCGAAUCCAACUAUCUAUGGAGUGAUACCGUUCUAUCUCUCUGAGAUAAUUAUUACUAUUGCUAUAAGUUAUGUAUUAUUUGCUGUUAGCAGAAUGGAACGUAACUCCAAAACUCUUACUGAUAGAAAAUCACGUUACAUAGAUACAGAUGAUGUUCUGUUACAGCAUAACUUACUUAACUACAGUUUGAAGGAAAGUGGCUUUGGAAACAUCAAUAAGAGCAUGAAUGAGACAAUUUUGAAGCAUCCAAACUAAGUAAUGAGCGAGGGGAACAACCCAUCAUUCAUCAAAGACAGUAUUAUAGCUUAGCGAUUUGAGGGUUCUGACAGCUACCGAGGGGAGAAAGCAACUGGUCAAAUCGAUGGAUCCAAAGAAUAUGAAAACUUUGAACCGAAGACUAUUGAGAUCUUGGAUGAUGACGAAGUAGAUCUGAAUUAGUCAGACAGCUCCAACGACCUCUACUCAGAUUCCUACAAUAGAGGCAAGAGCAACAAAAACGCUAGAAAACUUAGCUAGGGUUAUAAUCAAGGCUAUUUGAUGCAGCCUUACGAUGCUCCACUUCUUAGUCCUAAAAGCGUGUAUAGAGAAAGUCUGGCCAAUUACUAUAAUAACAUGGGUAGUGUUAAGUAUUAACUUAACAGUCAUGAGCAGAGUAAAGCAAGUGAGUUCAAUAAAUUUAGUAGAUAUCAGGAGUCAGGCUCCAAUGCUGGCAGUCAUUACUAGUAUGAAAGUAAAAGCAGCAACUAGAGUAAAACGAAUGAAAUCGGGCAAGACUUUAAAAGCAAAAUAAAGCAAACUGUAGCUGCUCCAGACUAGAGCAGCAAUGUAAAUAAUCAGAGCAAUCAAAUCAAUACGGGGAGCAAUCAGAAUGCUUCUCUUAGUCCUGUCGGUGGUCAGGGACUAUCAUCUAAUAAUCAAAAUAAUAUUCAUAUCAUUUGA
Messenger RNA from Stylonychia lemnae, 1545 nucleotides. Lineage: Eukaryota; Ciliophora; Spirotrichea; Sporadotrichida; Oxytrichidae. The record is from the annotation of a GenBank genome assembly.